Molecule: messenger RNA, 1599 nt
Organism: Porites evermanni
Lineage: Eukaryota; Metazoa; Cnidaria; Anthozoa; Scleractinia; Poritidae
Source: the annotation of a GenBank genome assembly
GGUGGAUAUGAAGGUUGGAUCUUCGGUGUUUCUUCUCCUGUUGCUGGUGGAACUAUCUCCGACUUUGGGCCGGCGAAAAUCAAUUCAUGCACCUGGAAGGAAAUGUCGUGGUGGAGGAAUUUGUAGAUAUAAAAUACAUGAACAAUCGUCUCGGCCAGUGAAUCUUCAACUUUGCGGCAAUGAUAUUAUAAAAGCCUUCACAAACAUUUGUAGACUGGGGGUUAAACGAAAGAGAAAGCGAGGUAAAUAAAUAUGACCAGAUUGGCCAUCAUGAUAUUUAUGCACACGAUUUCCACACGGGUGGUUCGUGCAAAUGGUAAUCAACCAGAUCUUAUCUCGUACAUACAGUCGAACCUCCAUGUGCGACCAUCUCCCAUAAGCGACCACCGCCCAUAAGCGACCGCCAAUCCAAAACACCAAAAAGUUAUUAUUAUUAUUAUUAUUAUUAUUAUUAUUAUUAUUUUCCCAGACAAAAGCUUACAGUUGGAACCUCUAGUAAAUGAGCGACCCCUUCCUGUAAGCGACCGCGACCACUUUUUGGGCCUUACUGUUAACGAUUUUCCUUUGUUUUUAACCUCUUAUAAGCGACCACUUGUCGAAUUCUCUGAUCUCUAUUUUCGCUGUGUGCAUUAUGUUACUUAAAAUAUACGAAGAACUGAAGUGACAGCAUGGAAUUAUAUAUAUCCUAACUUAGACACUGCAUGCAAUAAAUUACCUUCCAUAAAGUAGAUGUGCGUGAACCUCUUCUCGGAAGAGACCUCCUGUGGUUCGAUUCUUGUAAACGACCACCUCCCAUAAGCGACCGCUCAGUAUUUGCAUUUUGGGUGGUCGCUUACGGGAGGUGCGACAGUAGAUUAGACGGCUCACUGGCAUCUGACCGUGGGAGAACUGGGUAGGAGAUAAAUGUUAAUACUUUCCAACGUCCCAGUCUUUUUCAGUGCAUAGAAUCAAAUGCCGGGAUUUUGUUCAUCCGUUUCCAAGAGAAGGAAAUUCCUUUAGAAAUAAAGGAGCAGCUUUCAUAAAGUGAAAGGACCCGUUUAUUCAUGAUGUUCGUUAACAAAGACUUCUGAAACUGUUACCAGGGACAGGGAAAAAAUUGGCCGACAGCUGACCGGCACGUUUCCAGUAACGAUCCCAGCCUGAAACAAUUACGGGACGCAUUUCGGCUCCGUUUUCCUUUUUGUCACUAAAUGGGCCAAUCGGAUAGCUGGAUUCAACUAUCUGUGUUGUGAUUGGUCAUAGUUCCGCUGCGAAUCCUUGCUGACGUUUUUUUUUUUAGAAUUUUGUUUAAAUGUUAUAAAGGCUCUUUUAGAAAGGGCAUCAAUGCAAGGCAUUAUAAAUUCUUUCUAUAAGUCAUUGAAGAUGAUUUAAAUUAUCAAUAACUUUGAGAUUUUCCUUGCCCACAGAUAUCAGCGUUGACCUGAUCAUUCAAACGAAGAAUGAAGCCCAAGAUUUUCUCUCACUGACGAGAAGAAGAAAAAGAUCCUCGACUGAUGUGAUUGAAGAAUGUUGUGGCGAGUGGUGUAGAGUAGAGGAGCUUAGAGAAUAUUGUCCUUGAACAGGAGAAGGCGAUUAAUAAAUGUCGAUUCUAGGCGGAGC